Zeugodacus cucurbitae (melon fly) is the source of this 424-nucleotide messenger RNA. RefSeq names its product cecropin-1-like. Lineage: Eukaryota; Metazoa; Arthropoda; Insecta; Diptera; Tephritidae. The record is from RefSeq and is a predicted model, not a curated record. Gene Ontology annotation, biological process: defense response to Gram-negative bacterium; antibacterial humoral response; defense response to Gram-positive bacterium. The transcript is spliced from 2 exons. The coding region runs from base 97 to 288 and encodes 63 amino acids. Gene Ontology annotation, cellular component: extracellular region.
AUUAUCAAUAAACACAAUUCGAACGUCGAAGAAAGUGCAAGCUCAACAAGCUUAUAAAACAACUAGCUGACAAAUAUUAAAACUUAAACAAACAAAAUGAACUUCAACAAGAUUUUCGUACUCCUAGCUGUCUUCGUCGCCAUCUUCGCUGGACAAACCGAGGCAGGAUGGUUGAAAAAGAUUGGCAAGAAAAUUGAGCGUGUCGGUCAACAUACCCGCGAUGCCACCAUCCAGACCAUUGCUGUGGCGCAACAAGCAGCAAAUGUUGCCGCAACAUUGAAGGGAUAAGCUGAUCAAAUGACCGAAGUUGUUACAACUAAUAUUUAUGUACCUUAGCUAAAUUUAAUAUUUAUUUAUUUAAAAAAUUGUAUGACUGAAUUACGAAAAUUAAAAUAAAAAUUAAAAAAAAAAAAUUUCAAAAAAA